AUGCAGCUCCUACGCCAGCUCAACCUGCUCAUAAUCCAGAACGGCAACCGCUUCUUCUUUGACGUGCUGCUACUGGCACGCUCCGCCCUCGCGCCCUACUCGGAGCAGCAGCUCACAGCCAACAUUCUGAAGGCUCAGCCCAGCAUGGGAUCACACGCCUACCUCAUCACAUAUGCCGGCGCCAAGAGAAUGCUGUCGCAAAUGCGGCUUAAAGUGCCAAUAUCAGAAGCCUUUUUCACCGUCCCGCACGCGCACAUCCCAGCAGCAGACCCGCCUCUCUUCAACUCCCAGAUGUUCAUGUGCCGCCCCAAGCCCUUUGUCUUUCUUGCAUCCUACUUGCUCCUCCAUCCGCCCCCCAACCUCUCAUGGCCAAUAUCAGAGGCACUUUUCACCGUCCCGCACGCACACAUCCUAGCAGCAGACCCUCCUCUCUUCAACUCCCAGAUGUUCAUGUGCCGCCCCAAGCCCUGCCGCGCUCCGCCCCUCGACCUCCAUUCCUCCUCGCGCCUCUCCUCCGCCUGCCGGGAAACUCUCUUCCUCAGCUUUCCCGGGCACCCCCGAAUCAGGGGGAAUAUUGUGAAGAAGGAUUGGGUGAGACAGGCAUUGGGGGAAGCGGGAGCUAGGGCUACCAUUGCCGUGGAUGCCGAUUGUGGGACACCUGCGCAGUGCCUGAUUCGAUCUCACCAGGAUAUUCUGCAGGUGCCAGGGUCAGGUUCCCAGGUGAAUCUCCAGGUGAAUCUCCGGGUGAAUUCUCAGGUGAUUUUCCAGGUGCCAGGGAUGAAACCACCUGCAGGUGUGCGCGUGGUGAUGCGAUCCAUGCCGCCCAAACUGGCGAUGUGGCCGACAUUCGUGAUCGGAUUGGCUGAAGACGCUGACCGGUUCGUCUCAUUGGAACCCGUGCUGCAGCAGCAGGGAUUCGGAGAGAUAGUCAAGGCGAACGGCAUUUCCAUCUCCAACACAGACUACCAGGUGGUGACUCACCUGGUGGACAAGGAGCAUCGGGCACGCACCCGAACCACGCCGUGGUGGCAGGAGAAGCAGGCUCGGCCGACCCUGAGCAAGGGCGAGGUCGGGUGCGCGCUCUCCCACUACUUCGUCUGGCUGGAGGUCGUGCGAAGGCAGCUCCCAUACGCCAUAAUAUUCGAAGACGACGUGCGGUUCUUAACGCACUCUUUCAAAGAGGUGUUCGAGCGAGACGUAGCGGAGGCCAACGAGGUGGUCACACGGGAGAUCAACCCAUUCCGCCCCGAUAUAGUCUUCCUCGGAAAAUCCGGCAUCAUGACUUCGUUCUACUACCCAAAGCUCUCCCAACACGUGGUUAUAUCCCCACUCGUGUGGUGCUCGUUCGCGUAUAUAGUGUCGCUGGAGGGCGCUCGGAAGCUGGUGGAGAGGUUUUUUGUGAACGACCCGGUGGACUCGUACUGGUGGCAGGUGCCUGGGAUGCAGUUCUGGGCGUUUGAGCCGUCGCUGGCGGAUCAUCUGACGGUGAAGAGGAAGCGGCGGGGGAAGGGCGUGCAGUUUGUGAGCAGAGUGCAGGGGACCGACAGCGAGUGGUAG
This is a messenger RNA of Closterium sp. NIES-65, 1557 nucleotides long. The record is from the annotation of a GenBank genome assembly. NCBI's taxonomy places the organism in Eukaryota, Viridiplantae, Streptophyta, Zygnematophyceae, Desmidiales, Closteriaceae.